This is a messenger RNA of Verruconis gallopava, 1407 nucleotides long. RefSeq lists its product as uncharacterized. NCBI's taxonomy places the organism in Eukaryota, Fungi, Ascomycota, Dothideomycetes, Venturiales, Sympoventuriaceae. The record is from RefSeq and is a predicted model, not a curated record. The transcript has 3 exons. The coding region runs from base 337 to 1128 and encodes 263 amino acids.
CCAAAACAAAUAAAAUCAACGUCCAGGCAAAGUUUCUCAUCCGCCGCGUCCGCAAACCAGGAACCCAACUCACAUCAUCCCACCACAGUCGACCCGUCGCACGCGCAUCGCUCCCUAUCUUCCCAUCUCUCGCUGCUCCCCUUACGCCAUUGCAAAGGUCCCCGCUCCGUGUGGACGCGAGCGAGAGGAAAGGCAAAGGAAAAGGGAAAAAAAAGAGAAGCUUCGCUGCUUGGCCCUUACGCAAUCAGGCGCCAGGAGACAAAGCACAGGAAAGAAGGAGGUAAAAGGGAAAAAAAAAGAAGGCAAAUAAUAUAAAAAGAAGGAAUAGGAGUGACGAUGGUCUCGACGCGCAACCACCCGAAGAACUUCCCCCCGCCCGACCUGUCGCCUACCAAGGCGUCGCCGAGCAAGCGGGCGGCGCGCUCCUCGACCGCGGUGACGGAGGACGCGCCCGCGGACGGCUCGGUGGUGUCCUCGCCGCGGCCGCGCGCCCGCUCGAUCGCCACCACCUGGUCGCACGCGCCCACGGGCCUCACCCAGCUGUGGCUGCUCGUCAGCGUGCCGCUCGUCGUCUGGGACACGGGCUACAUGCUGGGGCGGCCGCACACGAUGCCCGGCGGCCGCCUUCACUGGCCGCUGUACGUGCCGUACGCGCUGUACGGCACCGUCGACUACGUCUACGGCUUCCCGCACCUCGACCGCCGCGAGGGCUUCGGCCCCGCCCAGGCCCUCUGCAACGCGGUCGAGACGGUCAUGUACCUCGUCUACGCCUACCUCGCCUUCCGCUACGGUCGCUCGGAGACGGCCGUACCCGGCUCGGGCCUCUCGCUCGCCAGCCUCGGGUUCGCGCCCCGGAAGAUCGUCGGGCGGGAGGCCGGCCUGGCGGCGCUGCUUGGCUUUGCAGCGGCGGUCAUGACCUUUUGGAAGACGGUGCUUUACUGGCUGAUCGAGUUCUACAACGGAUUCCAGAACAUCGGGCACAACCCCAUCGAUCGCCUUAUCCUGCUGUGGAUCAUUCCAAAUGGCGCGUGGCUGGUAGGCGCCGGCUACAUGAUGUACGCGUGCGGCUCUGACAUUCUGCGAGGCCUGGAAAUGGCAGCAGGUUUGCCCCACAAGAAGGAAGUAUAGAAGCGAGCAUGCGUCUAGCCUCAAGGCAGACAAACGUGAGAUCUCAUCCCGCGUAUAGCUCACCCCCAUCUGGCGUAUCUUCCGCACGGCAACUCCCUGUUCAGGCAAAUGCAGGAUUGCUCAUGGGCUGGCCCUGGCUUUUUAUUCAGUUUUUGAUGGACGACGUGAAGACGCUACUCUGUUUGAAGCCAAGACAAAGAACACUUGAGAUUCUCCUACAAUCGCUGAUACCCAUUUUCGAGUUUUUGCCAUGGUCGGUCCAUUUCUAGCAGACGGGGG